Manduca sexta (tobacco hornworm) is the source of this 3258-nucleotide messenger RNA. RefSeq lists its product as uncharacterized. The transcript has a single exon. NCBI's taxonomy places the organism in Eukaryota, Metazoa, Arthropoda, Insecta, Lepidoptera, Sphingidae. The record is from RefSeq and is a predicted model, not a curated record. The coding region runs from base 152 to 2224 and encodes 690 amino acids.
GAAAGAAUAUAAAGGUACGUCAAAAAACGGACACGCUUCAAUAUUGACUGACGUAAAAAUGUGGAAAAUUCAAAGUGUAAAAAAUGUGAACAACAAAAAUAAAAUAAAAAAUGUGAAAAAAUAAAUAUGUCUGUGUAUGUAAAUUAACAAAAUGAAUGAUAUACACAGGGAUUUCUUGGUGACGUACGACCCUGCCUACUUCGAGGAACACUCAGAGAGUUCAGAGUUCGAGGAAAGCAUACCAUCAAUAACUCCUAAAGACAGCAACCAAUUUCUACUCACAAAAGAAAAUAAGAAAGUUACAAAGAAACAUAAAGAUAAUUUGAACCGUAAAAUUUAUACGAAUCAUGAAUCCCUCAAAAAACACAAGUACAAUAAUUUUCACAAUUUGGAAGAAAAAAUAGUGCAAACAAGUACGCUUAACAACAGAAAUGUAAACGGAAAACUGGCAGAGAGUGGCGACAGGAAAAGUGAUAUUCAAAAUAAUCAGAAUAAGCAGAGAAAGUCAAUAAUUCGUCACAAAGUUAUACCAUGUUUGUCGAGUAUGUUCGGUCGGUCCGUUAGCAAGUUGUCUCCAAAGGAAAAUCAGAUCAAAAACGAAUAUAAAGAUAACAGUUGCCAAGUACAAUGUAGUAACACGCGGCGGCGGAGAAAAAAGGAAAGUCGACCACAAAACUACACAGUCCAGCCCGUUUACGAGAUAAAAGGCGUCAUGCACGGCAAGCAGUUUGCCACCAAUGCUCCACAAGUCCUACAAGAUAACAGUAAGUCACUUAAGAGAGUGUAUUCUAACAUUAUAUGUAACGUGACGGUAUCUGAUGAUGAAACUGAGAAACUAGAGAAGUUAAAGAAAAGGAAAUAUAGGAAACGAUUGCAAUCAGAAUUAAAAGAAGCGAAUUUGAAAUUAAAGUAUAAUAAGAAUCGAAAACAUCAUUGUCAGCAAUUUCCCUCAAAACAAAGUCUGUAUCAUGUUUAUACUACGUCGAACCAGGGCCAGUAUAAAGUGGCAAAAGGACCACCGCAAGACUUUAACAACUCCAUGACCUCAGAAUUGUCUUUAACAUCAUCAGGGUUCUGGGACUAUCUCUUAGAGAAGUUUAACAAAAAAGGUAAUUCAAGAAAACUAAACGAAUUCAGACAGAGUCAACGCAAAGACUUCGCUAUACAAUGUUGUCCUGUUAAUUUUGACACCAGUGCAUAUGGACCUUACACAGAAACUAGAUAUGCUCGUAAAAAUUACAAUUUAGACGACGAUUGUCCGUGCAGCGAAACAAAUAUCAGCUACCCCCGUAACCCGUGUAGAGAUUUUGCUAACAAUUUUAAUACAGACAAAAGGCAAAAGACAGAAGCCACUCAGUGCGAAUGUUAUCCUCCAAAACGUCCGAAGCCAACCAUUCAAAAACAGUGUGUACCAGUACAAGAGAGUGUCUGCGGCUGCCAACAGCCCCACGAUGACAUGGCUGAUGCCGUCGCUAAUAAAUACAAUGGGGAAAUUCUGUGCAUUCACAACCCACCUUGCAUACUCAUUAACGGUUGCCUAAAUUUAACUCAGCCCGCAGACGCCGCACCCGUUAACGCUUGGCCAGUAGUUGAGACCAAAAAGGACAGUUUAUUCCGCGGAUAUAUGAAAGCAAAGAAACCGAAACAGAAGCAAGAGCAAUACUCGCAAUACCAUGCUCAAUGUAUAGAGGUAAGGCAGUGUACUGAUACUGCCUUGGGGACUGCCCCGGAUCAGAAAAAGGAGAAAAUUAUCCAAAGUAUUUGCAAUCACAAGCCCCCGUGCGAAGUUGUUCGAUGCUGUUACAAGCCAAAAUACGAUCCAAAGUUGCAAAACUCUUGCGUUCAUGUACCGAUGUGUCCGAAGGUUCCCGAAUGCCUGAUGCAGAAAGGUAGAGAUAACAAAACAACGGGUACAUGCGAACAUAAACCAAAAUGUCCCGAAGUACCAUUAUGUACUAGAAAAUAUGUGGAACUGACUGCGAGAGACUCAAUAGGAACUCAAGUAAAACCUCAAAUGAAAAUGUUUUGCCGUCAUGACCCGCCGUGUAUCCUCAUUCCGAAAUGUCUAGGAGGGGCCGUUCAGGAGACAUACAUAUCGUACGAGGCGAUACCGAACUGCGUGCAUCAGCCACUUUGCGACCUCAUCCCGGCGUGCUGUAGGAAAUCAACCAAGGGAAUGGUUUCGACCUGCUCCCAGUACCCGAAUGGGUGUCGUGUGGUGUGAGACACAGGGCUCAGUUUGCGUUGGACAGUUCCACGGUUAUUUUUAACGUAGCGUGUUAGUGUUAACUUUGCUAAAUUGCUGGACAAAUGUAGUUGUUUUAGUGAUUUUAUACAAGUAGCUCGCAUACCACUGUAUCCAUGUUUUUAUGCACAUUUCAUUUUUAAAACAUAUCUUGUCUUGCUUGUAAAUUUUUAAAUGUUUACGGGAAUAUGCAACUCCGAUAUAAACCUUAUUACCGCAUAUUUCAAUAUAUCCAAACAUACAAAUUGUGAUUAAAAUAUUUUAAUUUGCUAACACAAACUCGUUAGACCAUAACAAUGAACCCUUGCACAAAUUGGCCAAACUCGAAGCAAGCCAAAUAUAUUAAAGACAAAGAUUAAUUCCGUUCAAAGCAUCCGUUGCACUUGCAUGCAUAAUUCAUAAAUCUCAUUAGGCAAGUACGUUGCGUGACCUAAAAAUAAUCCACGUUGCACAUAACACCAACGCCAUAUAUUAAUAAAUUGUGCCCGCCCUCACGACGGCGCUCAUUGGCAUACACAACGAGUGGGAAGCGCAAAUUGUUAUGUUAAUUGGAUCUUGUGUCCUAGACUGCAGAACGAUGCUUCUUUGUCAAUGUACUAAAGUAUUUGUUGGUAUUUUUCAAUUUUGUCUUCGGCGAUAAAGUUGGGAAGAUCAAACGGCUGUUGUCAGUUGAACUGCUGGAUGCAUAAUGAUUGAAUAUGAUAGUCGGUUAUGCAGGAUUCCUUUGGCUUUUAGAUAUGUGAUUGCUUGCUAUCAAGGGAUCCUUGUCUUUGUGGCGUCUUUCGGCUCUAUAAUAAGUGCGUUCCUUCUAAAGAUGUUGGUAACUAAUUUCAAAUUCAAACAUUGUAAAUUUGACUAAUACUAUUCAUCAUAAUUUUGAAGUAGUUUUAGUUCAUUUCAUUCAUACGCCAUUGCGAAAUGUUCGUCCAUGAACCUUGAGGUGUGAAUCGUUCAAAAAACACAAGCUUGUGCUAAGUUAACCGCGUUGCAGACAAUAAAGCCAUAGUCAGUCA